This is a messenger RNA of Laccaria bicolor S238N-H82, 621 nucleotides long. RefSeq lists its product as uncharacterized. Lineage: Eukaryota; Fungi; Basidiomycota; Agaricomycetes; Agaricales; Hydnangiaceae. The record is from RefSeq and is a predicted model, not a curated record. The transcript has 6 exons. The coding region runs from base 1 to 621 and encodes 206 amino acids. Gene Ontology annotation, cellular component: nucleus.
AUGCCUCACCACCACGAUGAAGGAUGCGGUCAUGGCAGCGACGAAGGAUGUGCCUACGAUGCUAUGCCCAACGAUAAUCUUUAUGCAUACAUCGACCGUCCCAAUGUCGUCGCGCUCAACGCCGAUCAUCAAGGUUCUGUCGUUAUAAAAGCAUGGAAUAACAGACUUGACGAAUCAGAGUAUCUGGAGUCGGAUUCAGACGACCAGUUGAUUAUUCGUAUCCCGUUCACAGGCUCUGUCCGACUUCGGUCCUUGCUGAUCAAGUCAGGGCCCCUCAAUCAGACACCCGAAAAAAUAGCAUUGUUCGCGAACCAGCCCAGCCUCGAUUUUGACGACGUUGCCGACAAAACCCCCACUCAGGAAUUCGAAAUUGCUCAAAGCAGGGAUGUUGGUGAAUACUCCCUCAAGACUGCAAAGUUUUCGAAUGUAUCAUCUCUAACACUAUAUUGUCCUGCCUCCCAAGGGGCGGAUGCUACCAAAAUCUACUACGUUGGUUUUCUUGGGCACUGGAGCGAGCGCAAAGAUAACCCCGUGAUCACCGUGUACGAGACCCAAGCGAAUCUCGCCGACCACGAGAAAAUUCAAGGAAUGGAUGGUACGUUCAGCGCUCCCCAACAUUAG